Cutaneotrichosporon oleaginosum is the source of this 1474-nucleotide messenger RNA. RefSeq lists its product as uncharacterized. Lineage: Eukaryota; Fungi; Basidiomycota; Tremellomycetes; Trichosporonales; Trichosporonaceae. The record is from RefSeq and is a predicted model, not a curated record.
CCCUCUCUUAUUCUCUUUCUCAUUCUUACUCUCUCUCUCUCUCGCCAUCUUGAACAGCCAGGCGCUGCUCUUCAUCAUCUCCUCAUCUCUCUUCUCCAUCCUCCUCGUCUCUCUCACCAUCUCAUCUACUACGAUAGGGCUUUGACAGUCCCAUCUCACUUAUACUCCACACUCCUUUACGACACUCGACACUCCCGACAAACCUCGUCAACCCAACACCUAUACCACUGACAAUGCGCGUUCUCGCCCUUUUCACCCUCCUCACGGCCCUCGUCGCCCCGGCCACCGCCCGCUCUCACCCUCGUCGCCAGUGCAAGCCCAAGCACACUCCCGACGUCCCUCGCCCCAACCAGAGCGCCGGCAACGACAACGUCAACGACAGUAGCAGCGAGCCCCAGCCAUUGCCCACCCAGGCUGGUGAGCAGCCCACGCCGAGCGUGAGCUCCGACUCGGCUGUCACCCCCACUCCCACCCCCGAGGACACCCCCGCUCCGGCUCCCGAGACGCCUUCGCCCUCGUCGUCGUCGUCGUCUGACGAGGCCGCUCCUUCCGCUUCCUCGUCGCCCUCCUCGUCGCCCUCUUCAUCGCCCUCCUCGUCGCCCUCCUCGUCGCCAUCCGAGUCUCCUGCUCCUGUCGAGAGCUCUCAGCCCGCUUCCAGCUCUGCCGACGAGGCCACGCCCACGCCCGCUGAGACUCCCGUCCCCGUGUCCACUGAGACCCCCGCCCCCUCGGAGACCCCUGCGCCUUCCGAGACCCCUGUCGUUUCAUCCACGAGCACGGCCGCCAGCACCGCCUUUACCCAGCCCGCUCUCACCGACCCCGCCCAGACUGGCCCACAGGCGUACCAGCAGCAGCUCCUCGACCUGCACAACAACCUGCGUGCGCAGUACUCUGCCGGUCCCGUUACCUGGAACCAGGGCCUGGCCGACUAUGCCGCGGAUUACGCUCAGAAGUGCCAGUUUGCGCACUCUGGCGCUAGCACCGGCGAGAACCUUGCCGCCGGCACGGGCUCGAACUGGGACCUCGCUGCCGAGUUCCAGAUGUGGGCCGACGAGGUUUACUCGUACGACUUUAACAACCCGGGCUACAGCAACACCACCGGCCACUUUACCCAGGCCGUCUGGAAGGGCACCACGCAGAUUGGCUGCGCAUGGAAGGUCUGCGAGCCGGGCAAGAUCUUUGACGCCAAGUACGGCAAUUCAAUGAUCCUUGUCUGCGAGUACGACCCCCGCGGCAACUACGUUUCGUACACGAGCGACGAGGAGACGGCCAAGUGGUUCAGCGAGAACGUCGGCCCCAAGGCCUGGUAAGUAUAUACCGUAGGUCUGCCCCCAUCUUUUACAUAUCUUCUCGUAGUCCAUUGUUUUGUGUGGUAGCACAGAGCUGGUCUCUGUGUUACGCAGGGUUUUAUGCAGUGCUGGACGCGAAAGGUGACGAGGUGAUGUGGAUUGGGGCAAGUUGGUGUUCUGUAGUC